GAAAGCAGCUUUCAGGAAACAGAGCACAUCUUCAUUACCGCCACAAUGCAGUUCAGAGAAAACAUCAAGGGAUGUACUCAUUCUCUAAACCACAAAUUGGGUACGAGGCUUUGAUGAAGAGCUACCACAAUAAAGUGAUCAAUCUAGCUGGAGAAAAGCAGAAAGGUGAGGUGCCACUGGUGGUCAAUCUCUUCCAGUCAGUUCUGGACGGCUUCAUCAGAGCGGAGAUUAAAAAAGAAGAGGCCGAACCAGCCAAGCCCCCCAAAGGUCGUAAGAUGAGAAGGAAGAAGGACAAGGGCUUGGAGAAUCCAUUGGACCAUGUGUUUACGAACUACCAAGUCAACAUUAUGCAGUCUUGUGAUCAGUGCACGUCCUACAUCUGGGGCAUGGAGAAGGCCUACAUGUGCAGUUAUUGCAAAAUGGUUUGCCAUAAGAAGUGCAUUUGUAAAAUCGCCAUAGACUGCUCUACUUUCUGCUCUAAGAAGUGUGAUGAUGAGCCAGGAUCACAACACUUUGGUGUUCGUGUGGGCCACCUGGUCAACAACAAGACCCCUGUGCCAAUCGUUCUGGAGAUAAUGAUGGAACACGUGGAAAUGAAUGGCCUGUACACAGAGGGCAUUUACAGGAAGUCCGGCUCAGCCAAUCGCAUGAAGGAGCUACACCAGCUGUUGGAAACAGGCCCAGAGAACGUUUGUCUUGAGGAUCACCCAAUCCAUGCCGUAACUGGCCUGGUCAAACAGUGGUUAAGGGAGUUGCCUGAACCGCUCAUGACCUUCACGCACUACAACGACUUCCUCCGUGCAAUAGAACUGCCUGAAAAGCAAGAACAAUUGCAAGCCAUUUACAGAGUUUUGGAACAGCUUCCGGCUGCCAACUUCAACACCUUGGAGAGACUCGUUUUCCAUCUUGUCAGGGUUGCAAAGGAGGAGAAGAGUAAUCGGAUGACGCCAAACUCUCUAGCCAUUGUUUUUGCCCCCUGCAUCCUCCGUUGUCCGGACAGCGCUGACCCACUCAUGAGCAUGAAAGACGUCGCCAAAACCACCACUUGUGUGGAGAUGAUACUAAAUGAACAAAUCCGGAAAUACAAUGAGAAAAUGGAGGAGAUCGAGCAGCUGGAAUACGCUGAGGCACUGGCAGUCAAUCAGCUCAAGCUUAAAAGACGAAACACGAGCUGGAAUUUACCUCUCAGGUUUAUCACUCCUUACAAAGAAGUGGCGAUCCGGGAGACGCCAGGUUCCGACCUUUGUGCUGUACCUGAGGAUGAGCCCCUGGAUUCAGAUACAGAAGCUGAGCGAAGCCUGAUGGAGCGGAUCAAGUCCAUCAAGCAAGAAAAAGAGGACCUUGCCUGCAGGCUACCUGAACUAGAACAGCCCGGUUCUGACCAGGAGAACCUGGACUCGGAGGCAUCUGUCAGCUCUGAGAGCCUGUUGGAUGAGCGAGCAGUCUGUUCGGACACGGAAGGACAAACAAUCGUAAUCCCAAGAUUAUCCAAACCAGCUUGCCUUCCUAAGUCUGUCACCCUGGCCCAAGGAGGCAGCACAUGGGCUGACGCCUCCUCUCUUCCUUCACUGUCUUCUCCCAGGCUUCAGCUCCAGCGUCGCUGCCCUGUCAUACCCCAAACGGUCAAGCUGCCCCCAGGAGUCUUGUGCCACCCGGCUGUACAGUCCCUCCCUCCCCGCAAAGCCCGGUCCCUCACCCUCGUCCAGCGGCGCGAGCAACCGGGCCGCCGCAAAGACAGCAUCCAGUCCCUCUACAUCGCCGCUGGAGUAGAUCUCCUCUUCCCGCCUUCACCUGCAGCCUCAGACACCGCCAGCGCACAGGAGCUCCAGACCUCCUCACGACGUUUCUCAGACCCAGACAUUGCUUUCGUAAAGGACGAGGUUUGAGUUGCAAAGUGGCAUGCUCUCGAAAGAGCAAUUUGAUUUUAUUGACGUCAUUGGCGCGGACUACUUGCCCCGGUCAUAGUGACUGAUAAAAGAGAAUGGUCUCACCUAGCACUUUUCCAUACUAAUAAUAUAUUGGAUUUUUAAAGAUACUUUUUUUAAGACUCAGAUUUGGGCGGCAUAUAGGCAUUGACAUGCAUCAAUGCUUUGCUUUUUUUUUAACAGUCUUGCACCUUUGUGUCUUUUUAACGAAGAUGAAAACUAAUUCAACCAUGAGGAGUGAUCCCUUGAUGGUGUUUUGUGGAUGGAUUUAUUCAUACACCCAAAGCUUUGUUCAUCUUAAAUGGACUUUUAAGUUGUAGAUCCUACUUCAAUUCCUGCACAAGAACUCAAUGGACAAGUUUUGACUAGAAGGGGGAAGGAUGCAGCACUAGCCACUUUCCUCUCGGACCAGAAUGCCAUAACCGAAUGCAAUUUUACAUCAUAACUCAGAACUUUUUCUUCUUUUCAUUUUGGUAAACGAUAUGACACUUUGGAUCUGCGUGGAUGUCUGUUCAGAAUAGCUUUGUGUAGGACAGUUAUUGGCCAAGCCAUUGUGUUGAAUACUAAAGUCAAGAGUUACGAGUGUUGUUGAUUGUUGAAUGAAAAGUAUGGAACGAAUGCCGGCUGGAUGUCUAUGAUGUAAAUUACGUUUUGCAUCAUGAGGACCGUAUGUGCCUACUAGUAUCGCUGUUUUUGAGUCCUCAGUGACGUUUUUUGCAUUUAAUGGAGAAAUGAAACUAAUUAUUUUCCUACAAUACAGUUUGUACUUGCC
Carassius auratus (goldfish) is the source of this 2697-nucleotide messenger RNA. Its product is annotated as unconventional myosin-IXb-like. Gene Ontology annotation, biological process: actin filament-based movement; intracellular signal transduction; lamellipodium morphogenesis. Gene Ontology annotation, molecular function: actin filament binding; GTPase activator activity; ATP binding. The record is from RefSeq and is a predicted model, not a curated record. Lineage: Eukaryota; Metazoa; Chordata; Actinopteri; Cypriniformes; Cyprinidae. Gene Ontology annotation, cellular component: lamellipodium; actin filament; ruffle. Bases 72 to 1886 code for a protein of 604 amino acids. The transcript has 14 exons.